AUGACUCCUAAGAUGUUGUACAUCAUCGCCAUCAGUUCGUCCAAGAUGAAGACGUCCCAGUCGAAUAGCAGCGAUGAUGUCAAGACCGAACGCGAAAGAACAUCGCCAUCUUCGGACCAUAAAGCUUCCAUCUCAAGUAAUCACGAAGACUCACCGACGAACGAGACUCUCGCCUCCACCGCCGAGAAACAGCCCGCACCCUCAUCCACCCCAGCGCCACCACCCAAUGGCGGCUACGGCUGGGUCUGCACAAUCUGCUGCGCCCUGAUCAACGCCCACACCUGGGGCCUGAACAGCAGCUACGGAGUCUUCCUCGCCCACUACCUGGCCAACAACACCUUCCCGUCCGCCACACCCUUGGACUACGCCUUCGUAGGCUCCCUCAGCAUCUCCUGCGCCAUGCUCGUCUCCCCCCUCGCAACCUACGGCGUCCGUAUCCUCGGCACGAAACCAACCUUGUUCAUCGGGAUCGUGUUCGAAACCCUCAGUCUAAUAGGCGCCUCCUUCGCCACCAAGAUCUGGCACCUCUUCCUCAGCCAAGGGAUCUGUUUCGGGAUCGGCAUGGGAUUCCUCUUCAUCCCCUCCGUCGGUAUAGUCCCGCAAUGGUUCACGACCAAGCGCUCGCUAGCAAACGGCUUCGCAACCUGCGGAUCCGGCCUAGGCGGCCUAACCUACUCCCUCGCCACGGGCGCCAUGAUCAAAACCAUCGGUCUCCCCUGGGCCUUCCGCGUCCUCGGAAUCGUCGCCUUCGCCGUAAACACCAUCUGCACGAUCCUGCUCAGAGACCGCAACAAAAUCAUCGGCGCCUCGCAACUCGCCUUCGACACCAAAUUGUUCAAACGACCCGAAUACCUCCUCGUCAACUUCUGGGGCUUCUUCAGCCUGCUGGCCUACGUCGUCCUCAUCUUCAGCUUAGCAAACUACGCCAACGCGAUCGGCCUCAGCGCCUCCCAAGCCUCCCUCAUCUCCGCCCUCUUCAACUUAGGUCAAGCGCUCGGUCGACCGCCCAUCGGAUACUUCUCCGACUCUAUAGGGCGGCUGAACAUGGCAGGCCUGAUGACCUUCCUCGCCGGCCUCUUCGCCCUCAUCAUCUGGAUUUUCUCCCACAGCUACGGCGUUCUGAUCUUCUACUCCCUGAUCGGCGGCACCGUGGCCGGAACCUUCUGGUGUACCGUAGCGCCCGUCACAGCCGAAGUGGUAGGGUUGCGAGAUGUCCCCGCCGCAUUAAAUCUCAUCUGGCUGUUCAUCGUCUUACCCAGCACCUUCAGCGAACCCAUAGCCCUGGAGAUCGUGGCCGGGACGGGCAGUUAUUUGGGAACGCAGCUCUUCACAGGCUUCAUGUACAUCGCUGCGGCAAGCUGUAUCCUGUUCCUUCGCGGCUGGAAAAUCGGCGAAAUGAAUGAAUUAGCUCGACUCAAAGGGCAAGAUGCAGAGCAGAUCGAUGCCGUAGCCGCGGAGGAUGAGAAGGAUCAUGUGGAUCUGGCGAGGGCGAAGGGUAGAACAGGCAUACUCGCGAACUGUAUGGUCUGGCGGAAAGUGUAA
Molecule: messenger RNA, 1542 nt
Organism: Recurvomyces mirabilis
Lineage: Eukaryota; Fungi; Ascomycota; Dothideomycetes; Mycosphaerellales; Teratosphaeriaceae
Exons: 2
Coding region: 1-1542 (513 amino acids)
Biological process (GO): transmembrane transport
Cellular component (GO): membrane
Molecular function (GO): transmembrane transporter activity
Source: RefSeq, a predicted model, not a curated record